AUGUCAUCAGAUAAAGUCGCCCGAUUUACUCAUGAUGACUAUACUGUGGCUUGGAUCUGCCCAAUGGUUGCCGAGCAGACCGCCGCUAUAGUCAUGUUGGACAGUGAACAUGAGCGUCUGCCACAGCCAUCGAGUGACCACAACGUCUACACUCUAGGCAGCGUCAACGGACAUAACGUUGUGGUUGUUGGCCUCCACACCUCGGGCAAUAACCCUGCGGCCGUAGUCGCGACGCAGAUGAGAACGACCUUCCCUCGGCUCAGAUUUGGUGUGCUGGUCGGCACAGCUGGUGGCGUACCGACAAGAACUACACAAGGGGACAUUCGCCUCGGCCAUGUGGUGGUUAGCCAGCCGAUGGGCGAGCACUCGGGGGUAGUGCAAUACGAUCACGGGAAGGCCGAAAUCGGGCAAUUUCGACGCACAGGCUACCUGGCUUCGCCGCCAACGGUGUUACUCAAUGCCGCUCGGGAAAUGGACAUACGGCGUCAAUUUGUGCAGAAAGAAGACCCCCUUCUCAGUCAUCUUUCGCGUAUCGAAACACGUCUUCGGCACCCGCAGAGAUAUCGGUAUCCUGGAGCUGACAAGGACCGCCUGUUCAAAGCAGAAUAUCUUCACCCUGACCCCAAGAUUUCCUGCCGGGAGUGUGGAUGCGACUCGAACUCCAUUGUGCGUCGUCGCGCUGGUUAUAUUGAUGAUGAUGAUGAUGAUGACGAUGACGCCGACGUGUUCGAUCAAGACGAACAAUUCGUGGUACAUAGAGGAACAAUUGCCACCGGGGAACGGGUGAUCAAUAAUGGACAUCUGAGAGACAAACUAGCAAGACAGUAUGGUAUCCUCUGUUUCGAGAUGGAGGCUGCCGGGGCUUCAACCGACUUCCCUUGCCUUGUUGUUCGAGGCAUCUCGCACUAUUCAGACUCGCAUAAGAAUGAUCGGUGGCAGGAUUACGCUGCAGCAGCUGCAGCUGCCUAUGCUCGGGAGCUUUUCUUCCACAUGCCUGUGUAUGAGGUGAAGCAAGUCAAGAUGGCCGAGCACAUAUCAGUACGCAGUGCUAGAUAA
This is a messenger RNA of Aspergillus candidus, 1056 nucleotides long. RefSeq names its product nucleoside phosphorylase domain-containing protein. Lineage: Eukaryota; Fungi; Ascomycota; Eurotiomycetes; Eurotiales; Aspergillaceae. Gene Ontology annotation, biological process: nucleoside metabolic process. The record is from RefSeq and is a predicted model, not a curated record. Gene Ontology annotation, molecular function: catalytic activity. The transcript has a single exon. The coding region runs from base 1 to 1056 and encodes 351 amino acids.